AUGCUUGUGUGCUACUUUGGAAAAACCAUUCCUGUCAGACUUGUGUUGGCAGCUCCGAUUUUCACUCUCAUAGGAGGUGGAAGUCGAGUCUUUUGUCCUAUUAUCCUCGCUACGCUUGCAGAUACAAGCCCAUAUUCCAAGAGAACACAACUUUUCUACUUUGUGGCAUUGUCGGAGGAUUUAGCGAAUAUCGUGGCGCCACCAAUCGCAUCGAUGACUUUAGCUCGGAAUGUCUGGCUACCUUUCUUCAGUAGUACAGUUAUUUUUAUACCUAUUAUAAUCCUGAUCUGGACUCUGCGUACCUUGAAGAACAAGACAGUCACUGUUCUGAACACUCCUCUCGACACCGAUGAUGCAGAUGCAGAGGUAUCACGACCAUUGCUACCGCUGCUUGAAGAUCAUGAGGACGCUUGGCAGAGAAUCAGAAGAAACAUUUGGGGAGAGGUAUUUUGUAUGUUUUGGGAUAGAGAUGUUUCAAUUCUUCUGCUAUGUAUCUUUGGGCUCAGAUUCGCAUUCGAGAGUGAAGGUUUCUUUGCUCAAUAUGCAUCUGAGCGUUUCUGUCUGAGAUACGACCAGACAUCCUGGUUCUCAUGGGCUCAAUCUCUGGCCGCACUUUUGUCGAUUGGAUUUGGUCUUCCAAUGUUGACUUAUUACUGCCGCCGGCGGUACUAUUUACAACGAUUCAUAGAUUUCUACAUCAUUGUGUUGUGCCUCAUCAUCUUGUCCUGUGGCUUCUUCUCUGUGUGGCGAGUCACGAGCUCGAUUGGAUUCGGAAUAGCAACCUUCCUCUGCGGUCUGGGAGAGGGUGCAGAGGCCGGCAUUCAAGGAUUGGCUUCUUCAUAUGUAACUUUUGCUCAGCAUUCACGCUUGUUCACAACCAUGAACAACGUUGAAAUGGUGGCAAGGGUAAUAGGUGGACCGGUCACUGCGCACAUAUUUCAUAAGGGAAGGAAGCCUGAUGGAACACCUACCGGAAUCGCCUUUUUGAUUUCCUCCAUCAAUCAGCUUGUGUUCUUCACGACGCUUUUGGCAUUGGUUUGGAUCAGGCUUGUGGAUGAGGGUGAUGAAAGGGGUCGAAGAGAGGAAAUUGAGGAAGGCGACUCGGAGCGAAGGGAGGAAGCAGACACAUGA
Messenger RNA from Mollisia scopiformis, 1131 nucleotides. RefSeq lists its product as uncharacterized. Bases 1 to 1131 code for a protein of 376 amino acids. Gene Ontology annotation, cellular component: membrane. Gene Ontology annotation, biological process: transmembrane transport. The record is from RefSeq and is a predicted model, not a curated record. The transcript has 5 exons. NCBI's taxonomy places the organism in Eukaryota, Fungi, Ascomycota, Leotiomycetes, Helotiales, Mollisiaceae. Gene Ontology annotation, molecular function: transmembrane transporter activity.